CAGUGGAAAGUAGGUUAGGGGAUCCCUGCGUGGCGGCGGUCGGUGGUCGGUGGGGGAACGGCUGGGACGGGCACCGGAGCCGGUGACAGCGCCAGCUUGGGCAGCCGGGGGCCAGCCGCAUCGCGGCCCGUCAUCCUCACCCUAUUAUCCAAUGGCAGACCAAAAUAUGGACAUAUCCUCAACAAUAAAUGAUUUUAUCUCGACCGAUCCAACAGGAUUGAUAUCGGGCUCCUUGGACACAGCAGCUAUGGACUUCAACAGGAAAAGGAAAGGAAGUUCCACAGAAUAUCACGACAGUAUGGAGACAGACAAAGAAGACCAGCAUAGCAGGAUGGAAUGUACGGACCAACAUGGGAGAGUGAAAAAUGCCAGAGAGGCUCACAGCCAGAUUGAAAAGCGGCGGCGGGAUAAGAUGAACAGCUUCAUUGAUGAGUUGGCAUCAAUGGUGCCAACGUGCAACGCCAUGUCUAGGAAACUGGACAAGCUCACCGUGCUUCGGAUGGCUGUACAGCACAUGAAGACCCUUCGAGGAGCUACCAAUGCCUACACAGAAGCCAACUACAAACCUGCUUUUCUGUCCGACGAUGAGCUGAAGCAUCUCAUCCUCAGGGCAGCUGACGGAUUUCUUUUUGUUGUGGGCUGUGACAGAGGAAAGAUACUUUUUGUAUCUGAAUCAGUCUUCAAAAUCCUCAAUUACAGCCAGACUGAUCUGAUUGGUCAGAGCCUGUUUGAUUACCUACAUCCAAAGGACAUUGCGAAAGUGAAAGAGCAGCUCUCCUCAUUUGACAGUGCCCCAAGGGAGCGACUAAUAGAUGCCAAAACGGGUUUGCCAGUGAAGACGGACAUCACUCCAGGACCCACUCGGUUAUGCUCGGGAGCCAGGCGCUCCUUCUUCUGCCGGAUGAAGUGCAACAGACCGUCAGUCAAGGUGGAGGACAAGGAUUUCUCUUCAAGCUGCUCCAAGAAAAAAGCGGACCGCAAAAGUUUCUGUACAAUCCACAGCAGUGGUUACCUGAAGAGCUGGCCCCCAACAAAGAUUGGGUUGGACGAGGACAAUGAGGCCGACAAUCAAGGCUGUAGCCUGAGCUGCCUCGUUGCCAUUGGCCGUUUGCACCCCCACAUUGUCCCACAGCCAGUCGGCAGUGAGAUCAGAGUGAAGUCGACAGAGUACGUUUCCCGGCACGCGAUAGAUGGCAAGUUUGUCUUUGUGGAUCAGAGGGCAACAGUGAUUCUGGGAUAUUUGCCGCAAGAGUUGCUUGGGACCUCUUGCUAUGAAUAUUUCCACCAAGAUGAUAUAGUUCACCUUGCAGAAUGCCAUCGACAAGUAUUACAGAGCAGGGACAAGAUCACCACCAGCUGCUAUCAGUUCAGGAUCAAAGAUGGCUCCUUCAUCACUCUACGCAGUCACUGGUUCAGUUUCCUGAACCCAUGGACCAAGGAAGUCGAAUAUAUUGUUUCCACAAACACUGUUGUCUUUACCAGCUCUCUGGACAGAGGAGACGCAGUCAAUCUACCUCUCGCCAACACUCCUCCCAACAUGGACAGCGUGCUGCAGACCAGAGAAGCCAGUUCAAAGCGCACUGUCACUGCUGUUCCUGGCAUUCCUGGGGGGACCCGUGCUGGAGCAGGGAAAAUCGGUCGGAUGAUAGCUGAAGAAGUCUUGGAGCUACAAAGAAUUAGAGGAUCAUCCCCUUCGAGCUGUAGUUCCAGUCCUCUUAACGUGACCAGCACACCACCCCCUGACACGGUGUCUCCAGUUGGCAAGAAGAUUGUGAAUGGGGGAACACCAGACGUUGCCAGAACCGGCAUUCUGCCUGGGCAGAUGACAGAAAGCACAGGAUAUCCAUACACAGACAGCUCCUCACUGCUCAGUGGCAGUUGUCAGCUGGGUGUGGAUGUGAUUGAGGAGCGGUCAGCGAGCAGUCCCAGCAACGAUGAGGCAGCCAUGGCAGUAAUUAUGAGUCUUCUGGAGGCUGACGCUGGGCUAGGAGGCCCGGUUGAUUUCAGCGACUUACCUUGGCCCCUCUGAUGGGUUCAGUGCCGCCGGCCUCGAUGUGGACUGACUUACCCGAAGCUGAAUGCCGGUGGAGCUGCUCCUCGCUGCUGAAUGUGUUUGUUUGUUGACAUGUUGCACAGAGCUGACAAAUUGUGGGAGCUGGAACCCACGACAUGCACGCCCUGCACUGCCCUUAGAGAAACCAAUAUUGAAGCUGCUUGAAGAGCUGCUGAUACGUACUGAGGAUAUUCUGAGCUUUGCACAACUCUAUUUUUGUGGCUUCUUUCUGGAAUUUAACUCAGCAAAGGUUUUUUAUUUAAACAUCACAGGUAGUUAUUUCAGUUGUAAAACUGAUCAUCAGUCUGGCUUUAAUUUUUCUUCAUGUAAGAUUUAAUUCCAGACGUAACUUCUGGUAAAUAUCUCUUACCCCCAACCCCCAUCCCCAUCUGUCCUCUUACCUCUCUCCUCACCUGCCUAUCACCUCCUCCUGGGUCCCCUCCGCCUUCCCUUUCUCCCAUGGUCCAUUCUCCUCUCCUUUCAGGUUCCUCCUUCUCCAGCCUAUCUACCUUUUCCACCUAUCACCUCCCAGCUGUUACUUCAUCCCCUACCUCCACCUGCUUAUUCUGGUAUCUUCACCCUUACUUUUCAGUCCCGUUAAAAGGGUCUCAGCCCGUAAUGCCGAAUGUUUAUCCCCCUCUAUGGAAGCUGCCUGACCUGCCGAGUUCCUCCAGUAUUUUGUGUGUGUUGUACAGAUGUUUAUUGUAUUUGCUGUGAACCAUUGCUUAAGGCUGCAGAGUUUAGUCAGUUUGUACAGUAUUUUUUAAGAGGAAUCAUGUAAAAAAGAAACACAUCUUUUAAGCUUAAAAUAUUUGUAUAUAUGGUAUAAACAGAAUUUGUACUGACAUUAUUCUCUUCAACCACUUGUCCCAGCCAAGUGACCUGUUUGUUUUAACGGUGACUUGCUGAUUAUUUUGUCUGUCUUCCUCUUCUUUUUAGCCCAUCACCCCUACUGAGGCAUAGGCACUCACAGCAGCUCACCAGAGUCCUCUGUCCUGGGUCAGACUUUAACGUUAUCACCAAGUGUAUCCUUUCUCUUCCAGGGAUGAGGUCUUUGGAGCUUCUGUUGGCAUUUCUGUAGCUCUGGGCUUUUACGAGAUAGGGUUGCUAGCCCCAUGGCCAACCUUUCAAUGCGGGAUUGGGACUGCCAUGAUGGAGUUUGUGCCCAAACCUCCUCCUUUCACAGUCAGGCUUGGGACUGUCCGUGGGGAGUUCAUAAGACCAUAAGAUAUAGGAAAGUAGUAGGCCAUUCAAGUCUGCUCCACCAUUCAAUCAUGCGCUUAUCCAAUUCUUCCAGUCAUCCCCACUCCCCUACCUUCUCCCCACACCCUUUGAUGCCCUGGCUAUUUAAGGACCUACACGAGGAAAUCUGCAGAUGCUGGAAAUUCAAACCACACACACACACAAAAUGCUGGUGGAACACAGCAGGC
Messenger RNA from Hypanus sabinus (Atlantic stingray), 3483 nucleotides. RefSeq names its product basic helix-loop-helix ARNT-like protein 1. NCBI's taxonomy places the organism in Eukaryota, Metazoa, Chordata, Chondrichthyes, Myliobatiformes, Dasyatidae. Gene Ontology annotation, biological process: regulation of transcription by RNA polymerase II; circadian rhythm. The coding region runs from base 152 to 2029 and encodes 625 amino acids. Gene Ontology annotation, cellular component: transcription regulator complex; aryl hydrocarbon receptor complex; nucleus. The record is from RefSeq and is a predicted model, not a curated record. The transcript has 17 exons. Gene Ontology annotation, molecular function: protein dimerization activity; DNA-binding transcription factor activity, RNA polymerase II-specific; RNA polymerase II cis-regulatory region sequence-specific DNA binding.